Messenger RNA from Momordica charantia (bitter melon), 1734 nucleotides. Its product is annotated as Cation efflux family protein. Gene Ontology annotation, biological process: intracellular zinc ion homeostasis; zinc ion transport; transmembrane transport. The record is from RefSeq and is a predicted model, not a curated record. Gene Ontology annotation, cellular component: membrane; Golgi apparatus. NCBI's taxonomy places the organism in Eukaryota, Viridiplantae, Streptophyta, Magnoliopsida, Cucurbitales, Cucurbitaceae. Gene Ontology annotation, molecular function: zinc ion transmembrane transporter activity.
UUUCAUACAUUCUGUCGUUUCUCUUUCGAGAGGAAAUUCGAGGCGUCUGUCGAAACGUGUUUCAUUUAUCCAAAAAUUCUUCUUCUCCGUUUACUUCCAAGUCUGCAGCCAUCGCCAGACACUUGAUUCCACAUCAAUUUUGUUUUGUUUGAUUUUAGAUUCUUUAUUCAAAUUCCCUUCCAUUUCAAUCCAAGUUUCGAACCAGAUAUUUUCCCGGUUUACUCUGAAAUCUUCCACCUUUAAUCUCCAAGUUACUGUGUUGAAUUUCAAGUUCGAACGUGGGGCUUUGCUUCCAUAGCUUCGAAGUUUUAUGUAGGGGGAAUCGAAUUUCCCUCAUAAAGUAUGGACAGGAGCGGAUACUUUAAUCACCGUACUGCAUCAAAUGAUUUCCAGUAUUCUUGGAACAGGGAUGCCGGAAUUGGCGCCAACGAUCGGAGGCUGGCUUUCUCGCGUCAAGCUUCGUUGAAGCAAUGGCAGGAGCCGCCCCAUACGCCGAUUCCUAUCAACUCCGACGAUUCGGCUAAACCUUUGCUUUCGCGGAAUAUGUCGAGCAUAAAUAUGCCAACUGGGGGUUAUUUUGCUUCCGAGAGUAAUAAAUUGUUUCGUGUGAAGGACAAUUCAGGCGAUAAAUUAUCGGUUUUAUCCCUCGCCUUUUCAAUUUUGGAGAAUGUGAGAUCUGGGAAUCGGUAUAUGAAGAGGUUAUUUCUGAUGAUAUCGCUUAAUGUUCUGUAUUCGACCGCGGAGUUAGCUAUAGGUCUUCUAACCGGCCGUAUUGGUUUGGUUUCUGAUGCAUUUCAUUUGACCUUUGGCUGUGGUCUUUUAACAUUUUCAUUAUUUGCCAUUGCGGCCUCUCGGAGUAAGCCCGAUCAUGUUUACACCUACGGGUACAAAAGAUUAGAGGUUUUGUCUGCAUUUACUAAUGCUCUAUUUCUUCUGUUUCUGUCUUUCUCGUUAGCUGUGGAAGCACUCCAUGCAUUUAUACAAGAUGAAUCUGAACACAAGCACUACUUAAUUGUCUCAGCCGUAACAAAUUUAAUGGUUAAUCUUAUUGGUGUUUGGUUCUUCAGGAGCUAUGCUCGUAUUAAUCUUGUAUACAGAAAAGCUGAAGAUAUGAAUUACCAUUCAAUUUACUUGCAUGUUCUUGCAGAUUCUAUCCGCAGUGCAGGUCUGAUAUUGGCGUCCUGGUUUUUAUCUCUCGGGGUUCAAAAUGCGGAAGUUUUGUGUUUAGGACUAGUUUCAGUUACAGUCUUUAUGAUAGUCAUGCCUCUCUUCAGAGCAACCAGUGGCGUUUUACUUCAAAUGGCACCACCUAGCAUUCCAACUUCGGCGUUGAGCAAAUGUUGGAGACAGCUUUCAUCACGUGAAGAGGUAUUAGAAGUCACUCAAGCGCGUUUUUGGGAAUUGGUACCUGGUCAAGUUGUUGGCUCACUCUCUCUAACGACAAAGAAAGGGACGGAUAAUCGCCAAACACUUGAAUUUGUGCAUGAUAUGUAUCAUGAAUUGGGCAUACAGGACUUGACAGUGCAAACUGAAGAUGCUUGAGUUGCUGCUGCUCCAUUUUUCUCCUCACUCCUAUUGGUGAAUGGUGAUGAUAUCUUUAGCUUAUACACACUACCUCAAUUUUUCGAACAUCCACAGCAGGUUUAUGAUAUAUAUAAGUCAUCUCCAUUCUCCAACAUGUUCCUCUGUGUUGAUGGUAGUUGAUAAAUGACUUAAUUUUUCUCUUCUUCCGCU